AACGCGGCCGAUGUUUCUUCCGCAUCAGUAGAGCGGGCACUGUAACUUCAGCCUUGCUCCUCUUAAGAACUCUUAGAGAUGUUACCGGCAGGGCACGAUUAGCUGAUUUUGGUAUAAGUCGACAAAUGACCACGGGACAAACGACUGUAAAAACAAGAAGUGCUGGAACAAAAUGCUGGAUGGCCAGGGAAACUUUCGAUGAAGAUGGCGAUAUCAGAUAUAAGCGGAGCACUGAUAUUCAGGUGGUUGGAAUGUUGACAUAUUACAUCCUGUCUGGUGGACACCACCCCUUUGGCAGAGGUCCUCGAUGUGAGAGCAACAUUCUGGAUGGGAAGUACAAUCUGGAUCACGUUGUAGAUGAGGUUACAAAUGACCUCAUUGAGUGGAUGAUCAACAAAGACCCAAAAAAGAGACCUACUGUGGAGGAGACCUUGGAUCACCCCUACUUCUGGGAUGAGAAGAGGAAAGUUGAGUACUUGAGAAGAAUUGGGAAUGAGAAGGAGGUCGGGAAGUAUAGUGAUGCUGACCCAGAACUUCUAGAAGCUGUGACACAAAGUGCCAUGGAGAGAACCUUCUGCCAGUGGAAAUCCAAGCUGCCGCCUGAUUUGAUGGAGAAGAUGGAUGGCAGAAAGCCCUACCCUGAGAACAUGUUGGGGUUACUACGCUUCAUACGCAACCUCCAUGAGCACUAUGCUGAGGAUUUAGAAUCUGUUGACCUGAUGAAAAUGUUCCCUGAUCUCUUUGGAUGUGUCUACAUGUUGGCCAAGAAACAGAGCUGGAAUUCAAGGCCUGGUCUGAAAAAAAUGUGUCCGAGAGAUUUAAGCUCAUGAUUCUGAAAUGUAAACUGUAUGUCAUUUUAAACUGAUGAAAUAUGAACUAAUGUCAUACUCAAGACACUUUGUAAGUAGAGCCAGUGAUCUGUGUUAAGGACAUUUUAUAUUCUACAUUUUCACUGAUAGACCUAAUAUACAUGUGAUUUUUACAAACCAAGAAUACGUGGUUGUAGCAUACCUAUUAUGAGGGAUUUGAAUGUAAAAUAUAACCUUGUGAAUUCUAAGGCUUUUUGUUUACUUGUUUCAGUUUACUUUUUACACAAAGCAUUGAUAUGAUAGCAAUGACUUGUCAACUUUAUUGUUCAUGCAGUCGUUUUUUUUUUAAAGGAAUCUAGUAGGUUUUGUCCAGUGUUGUCCACUUUUGUUUUCCAUUUUAACACAGCUGGUAGACAAGAGAAAAUAUGCCUCUAACUCUAACAACUCAAACAUUCAUGGUUGUUUUAUUUGGAGGUUUACGGGAUUUGUAAUAAUAUGAAUGAUCUGGAUGAGAUUUUCUAGAGAUGUCUGGAUCAAAAUGUUUACAUACUAUCGUUUCUUUAUUUUUUACAUCUGUGUAUUGCUUGGUGUGAACAUGAAGCCUACCAAGUGUGCAUUGAAACAACUGUAUUAUUCUCUAUUCAGUGAUUCAAUCAAGGAGCUCUGACGCCCUUUUGUGGAUAGAACUGAGAAUCAUCCGUUUUCUAUGAAUUGAACACCAAAAGAAUCCAGCAAGUCUCAAUAUAAUAAAA
Oncorhynchus gorbuscha (pink salmon) is the source of this 1561-nucleotide messenger RNA. Its product is annotated as sensor for unfolded proteins in the ER ire1-like. Bases 126 to 830 code for a protein of 234 amino acids. The record is from RefSeq and is a predicted model, not a curated record. The transcript has 7 exons. Gene Ontology annotation, molecular function: protein serine/threonine kinase activity; ATP binding; RNA endonuclease activity. NCBI's taxonomy places the organism in Eukaryota, Metazoa, Chordata, Actinopteri, Salmoniformes, Salmonidae. Gene Ontology annotation, biological process: IRE1-mediated unfolded protein response; mRNA processing; intrinsic apoptotic signaling pathway in response to endoplasmic reticulum stress. Gene Ontology annotation, cellular component: IRE1-TRAF2-ASK1 complex.